Messenger RNA from Closterium sp. NIES-67, 1178 nucleotides. The record is from the annotation of a GenBank genome assembly. NCBI's taxonomy places the organism in Eukaryota, Viridiplantae, Streptophyta, Zygnematophyceae, Desmidiales, Closteriaceae.
CCGCGAGUGCUGGGACACCAUUACCCCAAGCCAGUUCGAGCUCCUAAUUUGCUCAAUUUCAGAUACUGAGCAGAUCGUCUGGUCGUGCUGAAAAGGAGGUAUCCGGGGUAGAGAAUUAAUAAUUAGUGUCCAGGACAAAGAGCGGUGGCACGAGUGUUUGUUCCUGCUUCCCGCUCGUGCGACCAAUUUGUUCUUUCAAAUUUACCAUGGCGGCGGCAGCAGCAGCAGCAGCAGUAACAGCGGGAGCGAUCUUCGCAUCGUUACCAUCGCGUGGGGUAGUCAGGUCACUUCAAAAGACCCCGUCAUCGCGGAAAUCCUUCGGCAGACUUGUGUCCACAGCUCUCCUCACCGCUCACGGCAGCCAAUUGGCGUUCUUCAGCGGCUGCCAGCUCAGCCAUGCCUUGUCAGACCCUGCUGCUAGCAAGACCCGCAGGCGAUUUGCGACUGCUGCCGGGCCCCGGGCGAUGGGUCGCAGCGACACGAAGUCGAUUGAGCAGCUGGUGGAGCUGGUGAAGCAGAAGAACUCGGAGCACCCUGUGGUCGUCUACUCCAAAACGUGGUGCCCAUACUGCAUGGAUGUCAAGCGGCUGCUCUCCAAGCUUCACACCAACAUGCUGGUUGUGGAGCUGGACGAACUAGUGGAGGAGGACGAGCUUCAAGAAGCCCUGUAUGACCUUACAGGCCAGCGCACCAUUCCAAAUGUCUUCAUUGGGGGGAAACACAUCGGCGGCUGUGAUGCGACGGUUGCAUUGCACAUGAAGGGCAAGUUGGUUCCUCUGCUGGCCGAAGCAGGUGCCAAGGAAUGAAUGGCAGCUGGCAUGGGCGCAAAUAAUGUACCUCGCAAUAUAGUUCCGAAGCAUGACAUUGAGUUGUAAUAUAGUUGCAGGACGAGUCCACGUUGACUGCACAAUCCAUUCAAGUAGCAGAACCUAUAUCUAGCACACAUCACGGCACACAUCAGGGUAAGCCACGUGGGCUUCAGCCUUAGGAAGUUCCAGGGAGCUUAUAACAAGUGGAAUGUGGCUAUGUGGUGAGGGUGAUACGCUCUUAGAGAAUUUCUCCCUCGGUUUUGGGUAAUUCAUCAAAUACAUCACGGAAGGAUAUUGUAACAAGUUUUAGGGAGGGGUACAGGUGUGGUUUUUUAUAUUCUAGUUAUAUGCCGUCUUUUCCUUAUUCUC